AGAUCUGUUUUACACAAGAGUUUUCCCAAGCAAGAUGUUUGAUGUUCUGAAGGAUGACUUUGACCACUACCUCAUCUUAGGGGCACUUUUGGCUCUCUCAGCAGCGGCUCUCAUCACUCGGAAGUUGGCACAGCGUAAGGCCCUCAAGCAGGCCUGGAAGUAAUGUGAAAGCCAAAGCACCUGACGCUAGCAUUCAUUUUUGCACAUAGGAUGUAACCAUUAUUCAUCAAGCUAGUCUCCUCCAGUCUUGUCAUCUAACAAGUUCCAUUCUUAUUGAUGUUUAAAUUCAGAAUAUUAUUAUUUUUUGCAUUGUUCUAUCUUUCUCCCCCAUAUCCAUGAUCAUGAUUUAUGCAAUAUUCUCAUAUUUAUAUCAUUGUGAUCAUAUGGCAAGAAGAACAUAAGGUUUUUCCGUAUGUUGUGUAUAUAAAGUCUGCUGCUUUUUAUAAGGAGAGAUGUGUAUAUUUGUUGUAGAUGACAUUUUAACAUAUUGGACACAUUACUCUGAAAGAGGCUUGUGUAUAUAGUCAUUGACACGAAUCUACAGAUUUACCUAAUAUGGUAAAACAAGAAGAAAAUGUUCAUGUGCAAAGUUUUGUGGAGUGUAAGAACUAGAAAAUCAAAAAGAGAGACUGUAAUUAUAUGCAAGUGAUUUCUGUAAAAUGAAAUUUGUGAGGUUAAUUUUACAUAUUACAAGUAGUAUGACUCUUUGUGAGAUGUAUGUUAUUGUUCUUGUUGAAUUUCAGUGCAGAUGCAAAGAAAAGGGGAGAUAUUAAGAAAAGGGGACAAAUAAAGAUGAAUUACAUCAUAUCUGUACAAGGAAAUGCAGAAGGCUAAAUACUGAAAGGUAAUGAAUGAGAUACAAAUUAAUAGUAAUUGAAUCAUUCAUAUGCCCAGAUUUGUAUUCCACCUUCAGUUUUAGUAUUUGCAGAGUAUCAUUCUUUAAUAUCACUGUUGUUUAUAUUUUUUUAAACCUCUUGUAUUCUGUUAUAUUAGAGUAAUGUAGAUGUUAAUACCAUAUUGUUUUAUUUUCUCUGGUAAUAAAACUUUGUAGUUUGUAUCCUAUUUUCCUGCAUUUUUUUCUUUUUACCGUAAACUGCUUCCCUUUCGUUAAGGUAAUGAAUGGUUUACCCCUAUUGCAGAACCACUCUGCACUACUUGUCUCGUAUUUAGAUUUCGUUUUGCUGUAUUUGAGAGUGGCAACCCUUAUGUAGUUUCAGAAUGUUUUCACUUCAUCCUGAAGAAAAGGUACAAGCAAGGUAAAUGGGUUCUCGAGAGAAAAUUUCUUCAAAUGCAUUGCCCUCAUAUAAAAGUGCCUGAAUGCUCUCAAGUCCGAGAAUAAGAUGAAUGUAUUUGGUUUAAGUCAUCUUGUAUGAUGUUUAUCAUUUGUAUAUACACUGAUAAGAAUGUGCUUAUCCUAAUUAUCCAGAACUGAUGGUGAAGAUAUUUAGGUGUCUAUAACAGCCAUGUAUGUUCCUGUAGGAUAUUUUUUAAAGGUAUGUGUAUUUGGUCUCAUAACCCAUUCACUGAUGCCAGUGGUUGAGGACAGAAAUUCCACCUUUUGGUUUUUGAAUAUCACAAUUUCUGGUGUGGUUCCAUUCUCUGUAGUGCUGUCUGAGUUAUUUGCAUUGUUUCUUAUAUGGAGUUACCAUGAGAAAUCAGGAUUAUUUUUCUAUUCAUUUUCAGUGUUUUACAGUUUGAUAUGAAUAUUUGCCUCCUUUUGUAUCAUUUUAAAAUGUGUCAUUUGCCAUUUGAUACAAAUCUGUAGACUUGGAUAUCAUUUUUGUUUUGUUGUGUUAAUUUCUUUGUUAAUAUUUAUUGUCUCCUCUUUUUUAUAUAUCAUUGCAUUCAGUUUUGUUGUGCAGACACUUUUGAUAAGUAGGCUAGAGAUAUAUAUUAUGUUUGAAAUACCUAUAGCAGUGUAUAUGGAUUCUGAGCAUAAGCAAGGUAAUAGAAGAGGGUUUAUAAAGCGAUGAUACCAGGUAUAUGCUAUGGGACUCCUGGUUGCCUGUCUUAUACAGAAAUAUAUCUGAAUGUCAUUA
This is a messenger RNA of Penaeus monodon (black tiger shrimp), 2039 nucleotides long. It is a transcript of the gene EMC1, whose product is annotated as ER membrane protein complex subunit 1-like. Gene Ontology annotation, cellular component: EMC complex. Lineage: Eukaryota; Metazoa; Arthropoda; Malacostraca; Decapoda; Penaeidae. The record is from RefSeq and is a predicted model, not a curated record. Gene Ontology annotation, biological process: protein folding in endoplasmic reticulum.